Messenger RNA from Mya arenaria, 1969 nucleotides. Its product is annotated as FGFR1 oncogene partner 2 homolog. The coding region runs from base 133 to 849 and encodes 238 amino acids. The transcript is spliced from 4 exons. The record is from RefSeq and is a predicted model, not a curated record. NCBI's taxonomy places the organism in Eukaryota, Metazoa, Mollusca, Bivalvia, Myida, Myidae.
GAAAAACAGAAACAUUUCACUUUUUGUAAGGUUAUUUCUUUAAAAUCUGCAUAAGUUGUCAACUUAAAUAAUAUUUAUUAUGUUUCUUUAAUGUGCACUUAAUGUUUUAUCAGGGAUUCCAACUAAUGAAAAAUGGCUUACUCUGUUGAGAAGCUGCUGUCGGAUGCUGCAACCUUAGUGAGUCGCCUGAAGGAACAUGACAGCAUUGCAGACAUCCUUAUCUCACAGACGGGCAAUCUGCAUAAACGUAUGGAAGCCAUGAAGGAGUAUCAGGAUGAUAUAACUGAGCUCAACGAAAUUGCCAAGCACCGACCUCGAUCCCAUCUGGUUAUAGGGAUUGCUCAGGAAAAUCGGCAGAUCAGAGAACUUCAACAGGAAAAUCGGGAAUUGCAGAUCGCUCUAGAGGAACAUCAGUCAGCUUUGGAGCUGAUUAUGAAAAAGUAUAGGGAACAAGUUGUUACACUCAUUGAGACCAAGAAGUGUGAACAGGCCCUCGCUGGCAGUAAUGACAACACCAAGGAUAUGGAAAAACUCAUCAACAAGAUCUGUGAAAUGGCCAAUGUGAUGCAAAAGUCCGUCCAUGUGGAUGAGGAUGCCUCUGUAGCCGAUAGGGAAAAACUCACCCAGCUUGAGAUAGAAAAUAAGGGACUAAGAGAACUCUUGGAGAUUUGCUCAACAGGGAGGUUCAGAAUUCUUGGUGAUAGUUUGGAUAUUGAAAGAGAUCAUAAAGAAAUGCAGACACAAACAGGAUCAGAGGAAGGUGCAGUUGGAGAUGAGAAACAGGAGACUGAAGAAGAUGAGAAAUCAGGGGAGCGAACUCCAAGAAAUGUGGAAGAUUCUGAUACUUGAAUAUUCAAUAGAGAUUAUUUGGAAUAUGAAUAAUUAUGGCAUUGUGCGUCGUUAAAAGUCGUUUCAGUGGCAUACACAAUAGGCAAACAAUUUCAUUUGGAUUGAUAAGUGUUCAUGUGUAUGUGUACAGUAUAAAGUACACAGUGUACAGUAUGCCUUGUAAAUGUGCUAUAUUUAUUUUAUGAAGGAGUUUGUGUUAUUAUGGGUGGAUAAUUAAAACAUCUUUUGGGGCUUUAAAUGUGUGUGGAAUAAGUAAUUAUAAGAAUUUGUGGAUUUAAUAAGACCUAUUUUGAUAAAGAGUAUUCAUAAUGUAUAUAGUUAACCAGUACAUGUGGUAAAAAUGUCAUGGACUAUACUUGUCGCUACAGAGUUUAGUUAUGGCCCUUGAGUUGUAAACAUUGGAACAAAAUGAUUUUGUCUGAUAUGAGCAGUGUUUCGCUAUGAUAAUCAAACUAACUAAGUAAAGAAUGUAAAUUGGCUUAUUUUCUUCAACAAAUUAUACAAAAAGCCAGAAUACUUUCAGACUUAGGAGUUAUUGCCCUUUUAUUGGCAUUGACUGUUCUUUUGCUUGAGCAAUGAAUAUACUUGGCCUGUAACCAGCAAAUUUUAUAACAAUGUUUAUGGGUAUUUACUCCUUUUGAGAGGUAAACAACAGGGAUGAAUGGGCUAGACAUGGGUUAUGUCCCAUGCAUUGCUAUUUUUUCAAAGAAAUCAGUCUCGUCUAUUUUCUGUAUUUAAAAAUACUCGUUUUAAGUAAGACAAACUUGUUCUGUGUGUAGGGGCAUGAUACUGGUACAAGGUAUCUAGGGCAAAUGUGAAAUCAAGUCGGAUCAUCCCAAACAAUUUCAAAUGGCACUAAUAAUGUCGAAACAUAUUACAGCUACUGAAAUAUGUCAGAAUAUGUUCAGCAUCUCAAAUGUUAUUUUCUUUAUCAAACUUUUGAAUUCCUAGAUUAUAACUUAUGUGUACCAUAUUGAGUUUUGGCGCUAUUGUUGUAAAGUUUGUGUCUUUAAGAUUUUUCUUUUACCAUUGUAACAGUAAUAACUUCUUCCAGAUAUUCUUUUUUCUUGUACAAGUCACAAUAUACCGUCUCUUUGUCAGAAAUAAAUGAAAACUCACA